Messenger RNA from Trametes versicolor FP-101664 SS1, 1416 nucleotides. Its product is annotated as nucleotide exchange factors-like protein. The coding region runs from base 63 to 1292 and encodes 409 amino acids. Lineage: Eukaryota; Fungi; Basidiomycota; Agaricomycetes; Polyporales; Polyporaceae. The record is from RefSeq and is a predicted model, not a curated record. The transcript is spliced from 4 exons.
UCCAUACCACAUCUCUCUGUAUCGCUAGCAGCACCCGCCCAGGAUAAUCCACAUCAAAAAUCAUGGAGAGCCUAUUACGCUGGGGUAUCGCGAACUCGGACCCGCGGACGGACAACCAGCCCCCGCCGCAGCCGCGCUCAGACCUCGACCCUGCAAUCAUAGACAUGAUAUUAGGGAAGUCGGAUGCGGAGCUUAUGAAGGAAGCUUUGACGAUUGCGGUCGACGAGACCAAGGACGAGGAUGACAGGCUACAAGCCUUGGACAACUUCGAGAUGCUUAUUGAGCAUAUCGACAAUGCAAACAACCUCGAGAAACUGCGAAUGUGGGAGCCCUUGCACGCACUCCUCAUCAACCCCGCGUCCUCUGCGGAGAUCCAGACGCAGGUCCUCUGGGUCCUCGGAACCGCCAUGCAAAACAACCCCGCCGCACAACACUCCUAUCUUGCGCUCUCGCCCCUCCGAACGAUCCUCUCCUUCCUCUCCCCAAGCGUACCCUCCAAACAAACGCGUUCCAAGGCGGCGUAUACGCUCUCCGGCCUUCUCAAGCACAAUGCUGCUGCUGUCGACCAAAUGGAUGACGCCGGCGGCUGGGACGUCCUCCGCGCCGGGCUGCAGGACCCGGAUAUCGGCGUCCGCCGUAAGGUUGCGUUUCUCCUCAACACGCUCCUCACGCCCACUGGCGGUGAAGAUGAGGAAAUUCCAGCAAACGUCCAGCAGCCGCUGCAGGUCCCGACCUCUGCGCAGGGCGUCAGUGUAGCGGCCAUCGCUCCUCCCCCUGCCCCCUCAUCUACGUCCACAUCGCUUGGGCUCUCCGCGCCGGUAUCACAAACCUCAUCCCAAGCCGUGACGCUCCACCCCUCAUCCCCAUCUUCCAGCGCGGUCGCUACCCCCGCGGCGCCGGCCCUCUCCCCGCUCCAGACGGUGCACCCGAACUCACACGCCUCCCUGCUCUCCGAUCCGCGCUCCGCCUCCACGUCCGCAGCGACCGCGCGCGCACUAGAGCGAACUGGGCUCCUCGGCGCGCUUGUGAGUGCGCUCGCGCAGCCUGUCCCACACGGGCCCGACGGCGAGACUGAGGGGGACGCGGACUUUGAGGAGAAAGUCCUCCGCGGGCUGCACACUUAUACUACGGGCGGGAGGCGGACGCUGCCCAAGGAAGAUGCGAGUGCGCUUGCCAGAUAUUUGGACGAGCAGGAGAGCAAGGAGGGUGGGGAGGAGCAGCUCGCGGAGAAGUGGAACUUCACGAAGGAGGAGGUGCAAGAGCUGAAGCAGGCGGCGAAAGCCACGACAUAGCAGCGUCGUACGGCCUUGUCGCCGUAUCCCGCGUUUGGUUUGAGCAGUAGAAGAAGCAAUAAGCAGAACAGUAGCCACGCUUGUAUAACAUAAUCCUCCAGUCCGUUGCGGCAAAGCAGUCGAC